Messenger RNA from Peronospora farinosa, 915 nucleotides. NCBI's taxonomy places the organism in Eukaryota, Oomycota, Peronosporomycetes, Peronosporales, Peronosporaceae. The record is from the annotation of a GenBank genome assembly.
AUGACAUCCCUUGCUGCCAUAAAGACCGCUACUACUACCGUGAAAGAGCCGAACGAUGGUCUCAAGCGUCCGCGUCGACUGUCUGUAACCAAUGCGAACGCGCUGGCCAACUUUAGUGAACUGCAAUCGCGCUUUUGCGACCACCGUCUCGUGGUGUUCCUGGACUACGACGGUACGCUGACGCCUAUUGUGAACGACCCGGCGCUGGCAAUGCUGUCGCCUAUGAUGAAGGACACGCUGGAAAAGCUGCGCGAGAAGUUCAUCACAGGAGUGAUCACGGGCAGGUCGCUGCACAAGAUUCAGGAAUUCGUGAGCAUCCCACAGUUGUACUACGCCGGUAGUCAUGGGUUUGAUAUUAAAGGUCCUGAUGGCACUUUCAUCAAGAACCAAGUGGCGGCACAGUUUCUCUCGGACUUGCAUGGGGUUCGUGAUGAACUGAAAGACCAGAUCAAAAACAUUGCAGGUGCGGAAGUAGAAGACAACAUUUUCUCGGUGUCGCUGCACUACAGGAACGUUGAUCCCGCGGUGCAGCCACAGAUUGCAAGUCUUGCGUACAACGUGCGAGACAAGCACUCACGUAUCAAAUUGAGCGAGGGCAAGAUGGUCUACGAGUAUAAGCCCAAGAUUGACUGGAACAAAGGCAAGGCGCUGUUGUGGCUCUUACAAGCGCUAGGGCUAGACGAGCACAAAGAUGUCUAUACUAUUUAUAUCGGCGAUGAUACCACAGACGAAGACGCGUUCCGACUUUUCCAGGGGCACUACAAUCGCAAAGGCGUAGGCAUCUUGGUUACCGAGGAGAGCAUGUCGACGGACGCUUUGUUCACACUGCGUGACACGAACGAGGUCUGUGAGUUUUUGAAUCGCUUGAUCGCGUGUAGCAGUCUGCAUUCAAUUGACUCACCCUCGGUGCAGUAG